AAUAAAGUGUCGGAACACGCCCUGUCGUCCGGCCCCCCUCCACCGCCGGGCCGUGGCGAGCCGUGCCUACACAAACGCUCUCCCAGCGGUCUCCGGGCUCACUCCACUCGCAGCCACAAACUUGUGCCGAUCAGCCGUGUCCGGUGUCCCCGUAGACGAAACCUAACUUAUCAAAAUGUGUGACGACGAUGUUGCCGCCCUCGUUGUGGACAAUGGAUCCGGUAUGUGCAAGGCCGGCUUCGCCGGAGACGACGCUCCCAGGGCCGUCUUCCCCUCCAUCGUCGGCCGACCAAGGCACCAGGGUGUCAUGGUUGGUAUGGGACAGAAGGACUCCUAUGUAGGAGACGAAGCCCAGUCCAAGAGAGGUAUCCUCACCCUCAAGUACCCCAUUGAGCACGGUAUUGUCACCAACUGGGACGACAUGGAGAAAAUCUGGCACCACACCUUCUACAAUGAACUGCGAGUUGCCCCUGAGGAACACCCCGUCCUGCUCACAGAGGCUCCCUUGAACCCCAAGGCCAACAGGGAAAAGAUGACACAAAUCAUGUUUGAAACCUUCAACACACCAGCCAUGUACGUCGCUAUCCAGGCUGUCCUUUCCCUGUAUGCCUCUGGCCGAACCACUGGUAUCGUGCUGGAUUCUGGUGAUGGUGUCUCCCACACCGUCCCCAUCUAUGAAGGUUACGCCCUGCCCCAUGCCAUCCUUCGUCUGGACUUGGCCGGCCGUGACCUUACAGACUACCUCAUGAAGAUCCUGACUGAGCGUGGCUACUCUUUCACCACCACCGCCGAGCGUGAAAUCGUUCGUGACAUCAAGGAGAAGCUUUGCUACGUCGCCCUCGACUUCGAGCAGGAGAUGGCCACCGCCGCCUCAUCAAGCUCUCUCGAGAAGUCGUACGAGCUUCCCGACGGUCAGGUCAUCACCAUCGGAAACGAGAGGUUCCGUUGCCCCGAGGCCCUCUUCCAGCCUUCCUUCCUGGGUAUGGAAGCUUGCGGUAUCCACGAGACCACAUACAACAGCAUCAUGAAGUGCGAUGUCGACAUCCGUAAGGACCUGUACGCCAACACUGUCCUGUCCGGUGGUACCACCAUGUACCCUGGUAUUGCUGACCGCAUGCAGAAGGAAAUCACUGCCCUGGCCCCAUCAACAAUGAAGAUCAAGAUUAUCGCUCCCCCUGAAAGGAAAUACUCCGUAUGGAUCGGUGGUUCCAUCUUGGCCUCCCUCUCCACCUUCCAGCAGAUGUGGAUCUCCAAGCAAGAGUACGACGAGUCUGGCCCCUCCAUUGUCCACAGGAAGUGCUUCUAAUUAUUUUCACCAUGACUUUGUAAACGUUGUUCUACAUUCCUAUGGCAAGGGGUGUGCCGGACAGAAGUGGCAGGCGGCCAUCUCAUCAAACAUCGUCACCAUGCAGUUGUAUUAUAAAAGUGAUUCCAUCUUUU
Molecule: messenger RNA, 1440 nt
Organism: Thrips palmi
Lineage: Eukaryota; Metazoa; Arthropoda; Insecta; Thysanoptera; Thripidae
Product: actin-5C
Exons: 5
Coding region: 176-1306 (376 amino acids)
Biological process (GO): mitotic cytokinesis
Source: RefSeq, a predicted model, not a curated record